CUGAGGCGGGAGAAGAGGGAGCUGGUGGGAGGAGCUUGGGCCGGCGCGGUGGGCGGGUCUUCGGCCUGGUCUCCUGCGGGCAGUCGCCCGUUUCCUCCGUUGUCUGGCGAACCAUGGACGUUCAGGCUCUGAAGACUUUGAUUGACUAUUAUUGUCAAGAGAGAUUUUUUCAUCAUGUAGUAAUUGCUGCAAGUGAAGGGAUUAAGAAGUAUGCUGGUGACCCAAUUUUUAGGUUUUACCAUGCAUAUGGCUCAUUAAUGGAAGGUAAAAACCAAGACGCUGUUCGAGAAUUAGAAGCCAUUAAAAACAAACAAGAUGUAUCCCUUUGCUCCUUAAUUGCAUUGAUUUAUGCUCAUAAAAAGAGUUCUAAUCCAGAUCAAGAAGCUAUCCUGGAACUGGAUGCUAACAUGAAAGAACAUCGUAAAACAGCUGGAUCAAAGGCUCUCUACUAUGCAGGAUUAUUUUUGUGGCAUAUUGGUCGUCAUGAUAAAGCUCGGGAAUAUAUUGACAGAAUGAUCAAAAUUUCUAAUGGUAGUAAAGAGGGACUGGUUUUGAGGGCAUGGCUUGAUAUAACUAAUGGAAAAGAAGCUUAUGCUAAAAAAGCACUGAGAAACUUUGAGGAAGGCAUACAAGAUGGAAAUGACAUUUUUGCUAUGCUGGGUAAGGCCCAUUACCUUGAAAUACGCCAGAAUUACUCAGGAGCUCUGGAAACUAUAAACCAGAUAACAUUAAACUUGCCCAGCUUUCUUCCUGCUUUUGUAAAGAAAAUGAAGUUGCAAUUAGCCUUGCAAGAUUGGGAUCAGACUGUUGAGACAGCACAAAGGAUAAUUCAGCAAGAUAACCAAAAUGUGGAAUCCCUGAGAAUGCUAGCCCUUUAUCAUUUAUGUAGGGAGGGAAAUAUACAAGAGGCUGCCAACAAGCUGGGAGAUUUAAUUAGAGCAUUAGAUAUAAUGGAACCACAUAACGCUCAACUUUUUUACAAUAUGGCAUUAACUUUCUGCAGAACUUGUGGAAGGAAUCAAUUUAUCCUUCAGAAAACUCAAGUACUAGUUGAGAGAGCAUUUGGUUUAACUCCUCACGAUGCAGAAUUUGCUACGGAACUUGGAUAUCAAAUGAUAUUACAAGGAAAAGUUAAAGAAGCACUUAAAUGGUAUAAAACUGCAAUGACACUUGAUGAGACCAGUGUGUCUGCACUAAUUGGAAUUAUUCGAUGUCAGCUAAUAGAAGGGCAAAUACAGGAUGCAGGUCAUCAACUUGAAUUCCUUAAUGAAAUUCAGCAGUCCAUUGGGAAAACUGCGGAAUUGACCUUUUUGCAUGCAGUACUAGCCAUGAAGGAACAUAAACCACAAGAAGAGGUCAUUAAUUUGUUAAAUGAUGUCCUGGAUACACAUUUCUCUAACUUGCAAGCCUUACCAUUUGGUAUACAGUACUUUGAAAAGUUAAAUCCUGACUUUUUAUUAGAAAUUGUUACAGAGUAUCUGAAUUUCUGUCCAACUCAGCCUGCAAGUCCUGGGCAACCACCUUCUCUGCUUCUCAGACACUGUACCUCAGUCUUAGAGACUAUUGUAAGAACUGUACCAGGUCUUCUGCAAGCUGUUUUCCUAAUUGCAAAAGUGAAAUAUUUAUCAGGUGAUAUUGAAGCAUCCUAUAGUAACCUACAGCACUGCCUAGAGCACAAUCCUUCCUAUGCAGAUGCUCAUCUUCUUAUGGCUCAAGUUUAUUUAUCUCAAGAUAAUUUUAAAUUGUGCUCCCAAUCUCUUGAACUUUGUCUGAGUUAUAAUUUUGAGAUAAGAGAAUAUCCUUUAUAUCAUUUAAUAAAAGCCCAGACACAGAAGAAAAUGGGACAAAUAGCAGAAGCUGUUAAAACUUUGCAUAUGGCAAUGAGUUUACCCGGGAUGAGAAGAAUUGGAGCUUCAAAAUUUAAAUCCCAAAAGUAUGAGGUUGAUGCAAGUCAUCGUUUGUCAGUCUUUCUUGAGUUGGUAGAUGCCCAUCGCUUAAAUGGAGAACAGCAUGAAGCAGCAAAAAUUUUGCAAGAUGCCAUCAAUGAAUUUUCUGGAACACCUGAAGAAUUGCGUGUUACUAUUGCUAAUGCAGACCUAGCUCUUGCUCAAGGAGAAGUUGAACGAGCCUUAAGCAUGCUCCGAAAUGUCACACCAGAGCAGCCUUAUUUUAUUCAAACCAAAGAAAAAAUGGCAGACAUUUAUCUAAAACAUAGAAAAGAGAAAAAAUUAUAUGCCAGCUGUUACAGAGACCUUGUAGAAAAACUGCCCAGUCCUCAUACUUUUCUUCUACUUGGUGAUGCAUAUAUGAACAUACAAGAGCCUGAAGAAGCCAUAGAAGCAUAUGAGCAAGCUCUCAAGCAGAACCCAAAAGAUGGUAUUCUAGCAAGUAAGAUUGGGAAAGCCCUGGUUAAGACACAUAACUAUUCCAAGGCAAUAACUUAUUAUGAAGCUGCAUUGAAAAGUGGUCAACAGAAUUUUCUUUGCUGUGAUCUGGCUGAGCUUUUACUGAAACUGAAACAUUAUGAAAAAGCAGAGAAAGUUCUUCAACAUGCUUUAGCCCAUGAACCUGUAAAUGAACUUUCUACUCUAAUAGAAGAUGGACGUUAUCAAGUCCUCCUAGCAAAAGUUUACAGCAAAAUGGAAAAGCCUGCUGAAGCAAUCAUUGCAUUGCAACAGGCUCGAGAAUUACAAGCCCGAGUACUAAAACGUGUUCAAAUGGAGCAGCCAGAUGCAGUUCUCACACAGAAACAAUUUGCAGCUGAAAUUUGUACUGAGAUUGCAAAACAUUCUGCUAUUCAGCGAGACUAUGAGAAAUCAAUUAAAUUUUACAAAGAGGCCCUUGUUCAUUGUGAAACAGAUAGCAAGGCAAUGUUGGAACUUGCACGUUUGUACCUGGCACUAGAUGAUCCUGUUGCUUGUCAGCGUCAUUGUGCACUCUUGCUCAAGAAUGACCAAGAUAAUGAAGCUGCUACCAUGAUGAUGGCUGAUCUCAUGUUCAGAAAACAGGACUAUGAGCAAGCAGUAUUUCAUUUCCAACAACUUUUAGAACGCAAACCAGAUAAUUAUACAACUCUAUCUCGCUUAAUUGAUUUACUAAGAAGAGCUGGAAAAUUUGAAGAUGUUCCAAGGUUUCUUUUGAUGGCUGAGAAAUAUAGUGCCAGAGCCAAAAUGGAGCCAGGAUUUCAAUACUGUAGAGGACUUUAUCUUUGGUAUACUGGAGAACCAAAUGAGGCACUUCGACAUUUUAAUAAAGCUCGGAAAGACAGUGACUGGGGUCAAAAUGCUGUUUAUAACAUGAUAGAAAUCUGUUUGAACCCAGAUAAUGAAACUGUAGGAGGUGAAGUAUUUGAAAAUCUGGAUGGAGACUUAGGAAAUUCUACUGCGAAGCAAGAAUCUGUGCGAUUAGCUGUGCAAACAGCUGAAAAGCUCCUCAAAGAACUAAAGCCUCAGACAGUCCAAGGUCAGACACAACUUCGAAUAAUGGAGAACUAUUGCCUAAUGGCAACCAAGCAGAAAGCCAAUGUUGAGCGAGCAUUAAAUACCUUCACUGAUAUAGCAACUUCAGAGAAAGAUCACAUUCCAGCUCUUUUGGGAAUGGCAACAGCAUAUAUGAUCUUGAAACAGAUACCACGAGCCAGAAACCAAUUGAAACGAAUUUCAAAAAUGAAUUGGAAUCCCAUUGAUGCUGAGGAAUUUGAAAAGAGUUGGCUACUGCUUGCUGAUAUUUAUAUUCAGUCAGCAAAAUAUGAUAUGGCAGGUGAAUUGCUAAGACGGUGUCUGCGUCAUAACAGGUCUUGCUGCAAAGCCUAUGAAUAUAUGGGAUAUAUAAUGGAGAAAGAACAAGCUUAUAAGGAUGCCUCUGUGAAUUAUGAAAUGGCAUGGAAAUAUGGCAAUCAAAUAAGUCCAGCAGUGGGCUACAAACUUGCAUUUAAUUAUUUAAAAGGGAAAAGAUACGUUGAUGCCAUUGAUAUAUGUCACAAGGUUCUCAAAACACAUCCAACUUAUCCGAAAAUCCGAAAAGAUAUACUUGACAAAGCACGUGCAGCUUUAAGAACUUGAACCUUAUUCUCCCUAGAUUACUAAAUUGAAACAGACACUAACAAAGAAAUAUGAUUUUAAAUUCUAUUAUUAUUAAGAUUUGGCUCACAUUUGUUUUACACAGAAAAUUUUUUUUCAGAGUUGAUAGUUAUUAUUCUCCAGCAGAGGCUGCUGUUGUAUAGGAAGAGAAAUAUUCAAGUAGAUACAUUCAAGCAUAGGGGAAAUUAAUUGAAAUCUUUUAUUGACUGUCUUUGAUUAAAAACUGUCUCCAAAACUAUAACCUUCCACAAUUUGAAGAGCUAUUUCCUUUCUCUUUAAAAUGUCUUGACAAUCAAGUUAAAACAAACUUAAUGCCAAAAUUUUUAAUGUAAUAUUUUUGUCCAUUUCAUGAAAAUGCACUUAAGACAAUGAGAUUUCUUUUCAGUUAAUAUUUUUAAGCAAUUUCAAUUGUUGGCAUAAAUCCAAAUGUAAUUUGUAAAUAAAU
Messenger RNA from Sarcophilus harrisii (Tasmanian devil), 4524 nucleotides. RefSeq names its product tetratricopeptide repeat domain 21B (gene TTC21B). Gene Ontology annotation, biological process: protein localization to cilium; intraciliary retrograde transport. NCBI's taxonomy places the organism in Eukaryota, Metazoa, Chordata, Mammalia, Dasyuromorphia, Dasyuridae. The record is from RefSeq and is a predicted model, not a curated record. The transcript is spliced from 29 exons. Gene Ontology annotation, molecular function: protein binding. Gene Ontology annotation, cellular component: intraciliary transport particle A. Bases 114 to 4061 code for a protein of 1315 amino acids.